AUGACAGAAAUCCCCUUGCUGCAGACGCAUGCUGUUCCUCAGCUAAGCCCCAGGGCUCCAUUCGCGCCCGUUUCUUAUCCAGUUCCCAAUGGCCGACCGGUGGCAGACGCUCCUCAGCCCGACGAAGAUCCCGUUUCUGACACAAUCAAGUGCAUCUGCGGCUACGAGGCCGAUGAUGGUAGCAGUGUCCUGUGCGAAGUGUGCAGGACAUGGCAGCACGUUCUCUGUUACUACGAUGACGAAGACCAGAUCCCUCGAGUCCACGAAUGCGCCGACUGCCAGCCGCGAGCCCUCGACCAAGUACGAAUCAAGGAGCGUCAGAAGGCCUUCAAGAACAUGACCUACAUGAUCGAGAGGAAGCCGAAGCGGCCCGCAACCAAAAGUCACAAAAAGAAAAUAAAGGACGUCAACGCCGCCGUUGCGCUCACGAACGGACACGCCGAUGACGCUCUUUCUGCUCUGGAUCGCAAGAGCGGGAGUCCCAAAGAUCAUCAGCCUCCGUCGAAACGGCCAAAGACAAACCAUAAAGCGUCUGGAUCCGUCACGUCGCUCAAUCAGUCGGCUUCGGGUUCGCGGAAGCGGGCUGCGUCAACCGCGCAACCCGUCCACAGCCCGGUCAAGUCGCCUGGCCCGCCCAUCCCGACCGGCUAUGCGCCCGAUUACUUCUCGGAUGAAUUCAUGCAGCUCUACCAGCAUCCCGAAUAUACCCAGAUCGAAGCAAACUCCUUCAGCGAUCUAGCCGUGACCAACAGCCUGCAGACUUGGCUCUGGGAUCCCGAGGCGACAAAACAAGCUUCCGGAGGCAAGGCCCGUGAGCAGAUCUUCCAGCGGCACGAAGGUACCAUAAAGUCUCUCGAGGAACAUGGCCCUGUCUUGAAGGAAAACACCGGCAUCGGCGCCAUCGCAACAGUACAAGGAUCUCACCCUACCUUCAAGUGGCUCACCGUCGAAUCCGAGGUUCCAUGCGGUGGAUUCGUUGGGGAAGUCAAAGGCCAGAUCGGUAGGAAAGAAGAGUAUUGCUCGAAUCCGGAAAAUCGUUGGGAGUCGCUCCGGCACCCUGCACCAUUCGUCUUCUUCGCUCCGUUUCUCCCGCUGUACAUCGACACCAGGCACGAAGGGACUCUCCUGAGGUACAUUCGACGCAGCUGCAGACCUAACGUGCGCAUGCAGAUCCUGAUUACCGGCGAAUCUGAGUACCAUUUUUGCUUCAUCGCGCUCGACCACAUCUACGCGGGCGAGGAAAUCAGUAUUGGCUGGGACAUCGACAAGGACGUCAAGAACGCGCUCGAGGCCUCUCUUCAGAAUGGCAACAUCCACGAGCGAGGCAUCCAAGAGGUUGAGGGUGUGUCACACUGGGUUGCCGGUGUGCUCUCCAAUUUCGGCGGAUGCGCGUGCAAAUUGCCAAUCAUGGAGUGCCCUCUCGCCCUUGCCGACCGACGCAACGCACCCGCCAUACUCGCCUCGUCAAAUGCACAACCGCUGAAGUCCAAGAAACCCAGACGAAACGGCAAUCAAAACUCUCCUCUCAGCACCGGUCAGGCAACAAACAGUCGUGCGGGCAGCGAAGCGCGAAACCGCCCCGAACACGACGACGAGAAUGCUGACAGUCGCUCGGUUUCCGGCUCAUCCCGUAGCAAACCAACCAGUCGAGACAUCACUCCGAUGACACAUGUGUCCAACGAGAAUGCCGUCGGGCUCGGCGUGGAGAUGUCGGACCGAGAGAAGAGGAAGCUGAUGCAGCAGGAAAAGCUCUUCGAGCAGCUUGAGCACGACGAGCAACAUGCACAGAGGAAGAGAAAGAGGAACAGCGCUGGAUCGGCCCUCAAUACGCCCAGUGUGGCAACUUCAAAGCAACUUGGCCAUUCAGAGUCAUCCUUCCCCUCUCCGGCAGUUGCGUCCAAAUCUCGGGCUGCAGACCCGAACUCUCGCUCGCAUAACAUGAACGGUCGUCGAUCGAAUAACUCGUCGCAUCAACGUCGGGCUGGCGCACGUGCGCCGAAAGAACCGGUACCGCCUAAGAAACCGGAGUACAAAGAUUCAAGCAUGCAAACCGAGCCGGACAAGGAAUUUCCGUCUCUGGUGCCUUUUCCCGCCGCGCGCCGGAAACCGAAGGGUUCCUUUUUGCGAUCGCUGCUACAUCGCACGCACGACACCAGAGUAUACAGAGAACGAUCGGAAUCCGCACAACACAGCCCCUUUGGGUCACAUUUGCAAGGUGACAGGAUGAAUGUGGACAAGCCUGCGUCAUCGGCUACUGUACUAGCCGUGAAACCGCAUCCCGUCCCCGACUCGACGACGGCGACACCAAAGGAGGCAUAUCCCCCCCUCAAGUCAGAGGAAGAUAUGGAAAUGCACGAUGCAAUCGCAGUUGCGGCGGCCGAAAUCUCAAAGCAGGGAAAUGAGCCCAUCUCGCCACGGAUGGGCGCGCCUACUGGAGAUCAACCCGCAACGCUCUCCUCGCAGCUCCCUCAGUCCUUCCUCCCGCCCGAGGAGAUAUCGCCAACUAGUACUCCGGCAUCCUCCAGCGCACCGACCAUGGAAUCGAAAGCUACGUCGCCCGGCUUACGGGUUGAGCUCCCACUCGCGCCAACACUUGAGAGACGUCGUCCAUCCAUGACAACACCCCCUCCUCCUUCCACCGUUGGUGCCCCUGCAUCAUUAUCUGUCUUGACUGAAACCCCCACACUCCCAACACCAUCCGCGCCUACAAUAUCUCUUUCGUCUCCUGUCGACAUAGCGCCGCCUUCGACCGUGGUUACCCCCAGCCCUGUGCAACGUAAAGCCAAAAUGAGCUUGAGCGACUGGACUGCCAAGAGAAAAGCUAAGCUUGAGGCGAAGAGCCAUGAUGGUGACAGAGGAGACGAGAAGGACAGGGAUAGGGAUGCAAUUGCUGAGACAGGAGAUGUCAGGGACGAAGACGACCGGCCCAGUAGUUCGGACAAAAGGGAAGAAAGUUCGGAGGCUAAGGUUGGCGAAGGCGCAUGA
Messenger RNA from Diplodia corticola, 2985 nucleotides. RefSeq names its product phd finger and set domain protein. The transcript has 2 exons. Gene Ontology annotation, molecular function: protein binding. The record is from RefSeq and is a predicted model, not a curated record. NCBI's taxonomy places the organism in Eukaryota, Fungi, Ascomycota, Dothideomycetes, Botryosphaeriales, Botryosphaeriaceae. Bases 1 to 2985 code for a protein of 994 amino acids.